This is a messenger RNA of Triplophysa dalaica, 725 nucleotides long. RefSeq names its product coiled-coil-helix-coiled-coil-helix domain containing 10 (gene chchd10). Gene Ontology annotation, biological process: mitochondrion organization. The transcript has 4 exons. The record is from RefSeq and is a predicted model, not a curated record. The coding region runs from base 116 to 544 and encodes 142 amino acids. NCBI's taxonomy places the organism in Eukaryota, Metazoa, Chordata, Actinopteri, Cypriniformes, Nemacheilidae. Gene Ontology annotation, cellular component: mitochondrion; nucleus.
CACACGUGCGUCCGUUGUCAUUCAGUGGGUUGUUCUUGGAUAGUGAGUGUGAAUUUUCUCUCAGCUGUUAUAAUCAUAAUUGUUUAUUGAUUACAGGUUACGAUUCACCUAUAAAAUGGCAAGAGGAAGUCGCAGUCGUUCGGCACCGGCGAGCUCUCCUGCCCCAUCCCAUGCCCCGGUCCCUGCAUCCCCUCCUCCAAUGGCAGUGGGCCCUGCCGCUGUCCAGCCCAAGCAGCCUGGACUCAUGGCGCAGAUGGCUACCACAGCAGCAGGAGUGGCAGUAGGCUCAGCUGUGGGUCAUGUGGUUGGAAGUGCCAUCACAGGUUCAUUUAGUGGGGGCAGCAGCAGCUCGGAGGCACCCAAACCAACACCCACAUAUCAGGAGCCUUCAAGGCUUCCGGCAACGCAGUCUGGUCCGUGUCUCUUUGAGGUGCGACAGUUUCUGGACUGUGCAACGACUCAGGCUGAUUUGAGCUUGUGUGAAGGCUUCAAUGAAGCUCUUAAGCAGUGCAAACUCUCACAUGGUGUGUCUUCUCUGGUGUAAUGGAGAACCUGGAGGAUUACCAGAAAACAUGGAAUAAAAACUCUAAAUGUAGACAAACUAUUGGUCCAGAAUUGCAAUAUCUUAAGCAGUUAAUGUGUAUAAUUUAUGCAUAGUUGUGACAUAUGCCACUUUUAAUCUGUGAUUAUGUAAAUGAGAUUGUUCAAUAAAAAGUUGCUAUUUA